This is a messenger RNA of Thalassophryne amazonica, 1820 nucleotides long. RefSeq names its product ring finger protein 150a (gene rnf150a). Lineage: Eukaryota; Metazoa; Chordata; Actinopteri; Batrachoidiformes; Batrachoididae. The record is from RefSeq and is a predicted model, not a curated record.
GAAGAUGGCGCACUGUUGUGUUUUGGUGCCGGUGGUAUACUGCGAUCUGAGAGAUGUAGCUUAAAACCAAAACGAGUUUGGCACCUUUUAUGGAGGUAUGUGAACUUAAUUUAAACAUCCACGUCCUUUGAAACAAAAAGCAAACAAGCCUAGGAGGCAGGAGCUCCGCCCACAAUGGCAGCGCUUGUGGUGUGCGCGUGCCGCAGUGUGGCUCUCUGGUCGUGGCUUUUGUCGUUUUUCUUCGUGCACUUGUUGUGUUUGGACUUCACGGCGGCCGACAAAGUGGAGUGGUACACGGCGUUUGUCAGCAUUACUUAUUUGGACCCCGUCACUUCUGAAGUCAGAAGUAACAAAACUGAGUGUGGCCGGUACGGCGAGCAUUCGCCGAAAAAGGAAGCCAGAGGUUUGGUUGUGGUUCCGUCGAUCUCGCAGGACCGGCAGGUGUGCGAACCGGACGUCAGGUUCCCCUCCGUACCGCACGGUACCGCCUGGGUGGCCCUCGUCGCUGCAGGGAACUGCACCUACCGAGAAAAGAUCCGGAACGCUGCAGGUCGCAACGCUUCUGCGGUAGUUAUCUACAACGUGGGCUCCAGCAGCACCAACGACACCAUCACCAUGCCCCAUGCAGGUACAGGUGAUGUUGUGGCGGUUAUGAUCCCAGAGCACAAAGGCCGUGAGAUUGUGGCGUUGCUGGAGCAGAACAUUGCAGUUAUGAUGCACAUCACUAUAGGGACCCGAAACCUGCAGAAGUACGUAAGCAGAACAUCGGUGGUUGUUUCCAUCUCCUUCAUCGUCCUCAUGAUCAUCCUCGCCUGGCUUGUCUUCUACUAUAUCCAGAGAUUCCGCUACGCUAACGCACAAGAUCGUAACCAGAGACGACUCGGAGAUACUGCUAAAAAAGCCAUCAAUAAGCUUCAAAUACGCACAAUUAAGAAAGGUGAUAAGGAAACUGGUUCAGAAUUUGACAACUGUGCAGUGUGCAUUGAAGGUUAUAAGCCUAAUGACAUUGUAAGGAUAUUACCAUGCAAGCACAUAUUCCACAAGCACUGUGUAGACCCGUGGCUACAAGACCACCGGACAUGUCCCAUGUGUAAAAUGAACAUCCUCAAAGCCCUGGGAAUCCCACUCUGUGUAGACUACUCAGGUGACAUUCCUCCAGACUAUGAGUCAUCUGUUGGGGGUGCCCUGACAAACCCGAUCAGCAGGGCCAGUGAUAUCACAGUAAACGAGAGCUCAGUGGUGCUGGACGCAGGAGGUCGAGCAAUAGGUCUACAGCAGCUCCAUCCUGAUGCAUUAUAUCAGGCAGGGGAGACUCACGACGUCUUCACCAGUGAACACCAGCUGCCGCUUAGCAGUGAUUCAGACACUUCUGUCAUUAUGGGUGUAGAGGUAGACAUGUCCGAGAUAGACAUAUCCAUGGAGCAGGAAUGCAACGAGGUCAAAUCCUGAGUCCGACGAAGCCGAGACUAAAAUGUGAAGAGGAGGAUUGAAGCAGGGCCUUGUGACCAUGGACCGACACAUAUUUCUUCAUGUGUUUGACCCCUGGAGUUGUGGUUUCAUGAACUCCAGGCACAUUAGCAAACAGGACAGUAGCAGCAUCCUGCUGUAUCAGCAUUUAACAGUGAACUGACAAGACAAGACUUAAAACCAGGGGAAACAGGGCUUUCUCUGUGGCUGGUCCCAGACUUUGGAACGCUCUGCCCCUUCAUGUCCAAACAGUGUUUUAAAGUCUCGUCUGAAGACCCACUUUUAUUCUCUGGUUUUUAACACUGCAUGAGUUGUGUGGUCCUCUGUUUUAUUGGUUUUGUUUUAUUUUGGUA